GCGGCCGGCGGGGACGCACGAGUGCUUUCGAACGAUUCGAAAUUCGAAUUUUCUUUUUUCUUUUUCAAAACGGUCACGGUAAAUAGGGGCUUUUAUUUGUUGUCUAUGAUUAAAAACGUUAUUUCAUCUGUGGCGGACGAGUCGUGGUGCACUUAUUUUUUUUUUAGUUAAUAGUGUUGUGUUAUGAAGUGUUUUUUUCUGUAAUCUAUAAAAAAAAAUGCGCUUGGAUUCAUGGUAUCAUUAAUUGGGUGAGAAGCAGCUGACAUAUAAGCGCGAGUGGGACAGAGCGAGGCGUACGUGAAGUUGCGCGCGCGCAACCGCCUGUGGCGCCGCGCCGUGUCAGUUGACGGCAAACUCGCGAGCGCACUUGCUGUGUUUAUUGAUUUUUUUUUGCCAUCAAAAUAUUGUUUUUUCUUAUUGGAAAAUUGUUGCGUUGUUCUGUGAGCUUGAAUAUUUGUGUGCAUGUUGAAAGUGGCAUAGAGGAAAAAUUUUGUGUUAUGUGAAACAGUGGUUUAGUGGAAAAUGUGUGAUUUUUUUUGUCGCCGAUGGAUGAAGUGCAUUGUUUAAAGCCUGUCGGAUGUGCCGAAGUAUUUUGUGCCGUUUUUGUUUGGCGUAACGAUAAUAAUUGGAUUUAUUCAAGUGAUGGUGUGAGGGCGCAUGGGUGUGGCCGCGGCGCUGCUAGAGGCGGCGGCGCGCGGCGACGCGGCCCGCCUCGCCAGCUUGCUGCACGCGGAUUCGCGCGCACUCGACGCUACUGACGAGAAUGGAUGCAGCGCGCUGCAGCGGGCCGCGGCCGACGGGCACGUGGAAGUGGUGCAGCUACUGCUGCAGCACGGCGCCGACCCCAACAAGCAGGACCUCGUCCACGGCAACACGGCAGCGCACGAGGCCGCGUGGAAGGGUUACUCGCGGUGCGUGGCGCUCCUCGCGGGCGGCGGUGCAGAGCUGCGCGCGCGCAACGCGGGCGGCUUCACGGCGCUGCACCUCGCCUGCCAGAACGGACACAACCAGUCCUGCCGCGAGAUACUGCUCGCCGGCGCACCACCCGAUGACCAGAACAAUUACGGCGAUACGUCACUCCAUACGGCCGCUCGGUACGGCCAUGCCGGAGUCACGCGUAUCCUCAUCUCCGCACAGUGUAGAGUCUCGGAGCAAAACAAGAACGGAGAUACGGCACUUCACAUCGCAGCGGCUAUGGGCAGGAGAAAACUAACCAGAAUCCUGUUAGAAGCCGGCUGUGACAAGUCUCUGAGAAACCAUCAAGGAGAAACAGCAAGAGAUAUUGCGACUAGGAAAGGUCUCCAAGAAAUCAUCAGUAUACUUAAUACACCAGUAGCUAAACAGACGAAAAAGAAAGAAAAACAAAGAGAUAAAAGCAAAGAAAGAACUAUCGAUGAACCUGAUGAUGGAAAAAAGAAAAAUAAAGACAAGAAAAAGAAGAAUGUGCAUUUUGAGAAUCCGCCUACAGUCCAGUGGUCACCAUACGGAUGCCAUUAUUAUCCUGAUCCUAAAUUCUUCCCAAAGCCAAAACUUAGCUCUCUACCCACCGAACCAUUAAAAAAAGGAGAGCAAUACUAUUUAGAUUUGGCUGGAAAUAUUAAAAAGGGACCCAUUGGUGCUGGCUAUACAUGCUAUUGUGCACCGUUUUUCAAACACAUGGAAGAUAAAUUGAACGAAGACAAGAAAGAUUUGAAACGUCAUAUAGAUCGUGCUCAUGAGAGAUUAGACCAGAAGGUAACGGAUUUGGAAAUGAAAACUCAAGGACAAAUAUCAGAGCUGACAAGGUUUGUUGCAGCAGAACGAGCAUUAUGUAAAGAGAGGCACAAACAUUUGGAACAUUGGAUAACUCGAGGCAUGAUGUUCAGGGCAUCAGAACGUGUGAGAAAACUAGAUUAUAGCCCGAAAGGUUCCUUAGAUAUAGCUCCACUAAAACGAACUAGAAGUUUGGAGUUUUUAGACACAAAUGCAGAAGAAUGGAGUAAAGUCCACAGGAUAAUAAAGAAUUUCAAUCAGAAUACAGAACAGUAUGAGAGUAAUGCCAAAGAACUGAAUGAUAAAAGCAAAAUAACGUCUAAAAGCACCGAAGUUUUAGAUAGUAUAAAAUCACCUGAUGGUCCCAGACGGAGACAAUUGCUUAAGAACUCUAGAAGUAGUGAUCAUUUAGAUGCUGGACCUAGUAGAAGUUCUAGAUCCCCCCAUACACCAGCACCUCAUACAAGUCCAAUUCGAGAUAAUAAUCAUUUUCAAAACGUGACAGCAGAAAUUCACGUUAAGGCUAAUAAAGUAUCAGUUUCUCAAUCACCAGUUUCUAUGGAAGUAGAAGCUUAUAAUGAACGUUACGUGUCACCUAGUCGUCAGUCCAACAUAAAGUCUCCAAGCAAUAGCAAUAGGCAUUCAGAUUUUAAAGCAAGUGAUUCUGAAGGAGAUAACAUUACAAGAAACCAGGAAGAUAGUUCUCAAAAUGUACCCGUAUGGAAAAGUCAAGUGCUUCAAAGAACUGCAGACGAUAUUCGCAAAAGAGUUACGCUUGAAAAGGAAAUGGCUGACGUCAUAGAUAGAAGUAAUGCAAAGUCUUUAGAUAUAUCUCAAGAUGGAUAUGUUAAACUUCGUAAACAAACAAACUACCCUAGAGAAGAGAGCAACAUAGUAAGAGAGCCAAGAAAAUCCGUGCAAGAACUAGUAGCACAAGUAGAACACCAACAAAGAUGCCAAUCCCCUGAACCAUUACAUUUAAGUAGAAAACCCGUACCCACCGAAGCACAAGAAACUCCUGUAGCUCGAAUGAAUAUUCAACCUGCACCUGGUAUACUAAAAAUGCCACAACAACCUCAAAGGCCCGCGCCAGUCUUAAAAGAAAAGCCACCGAAAAGCAAACGAUUCAGCUUGCAUAACCUUAUACCAUUCCCAACGAGAAAAACUUUCCAAACUCCACCAAAGGACAAUGGCAACAACUCUGAGAGCAGCGACGAAGAAGACAAUCCUAUAAGGAGCACAAAUCAACCCGGACCAAUGAGAAACUCCAACUUGCUCCAAACAUUACCAAUGCCUAACUUCGAGACCAUGUCAAAUAAAUCACAGUCGCCUGCACCUCAAGUACCUCAAGUGCAGUCGAACCAAAAUAACCCGUAUGUUCAAGAUCUAAGACCCAUGAUUCCAAAAGAUGCUUAUUUUCACGAGAUACCUAAUAGACAAGUACACCAUCAAAUGCCAUAUAAAGAUAUGAUAAAUACCGGUCCUCCACUUCCCCAAUACACUCCUUGCCAAACGCAGUACGACUAUAACGAGCCAGGAUUACCUCAGAACCAACAAAUACAAGCUCGAAAUAGAAAUCCUUUGUACCACCAUCAAACAGGAGUGUUCGAUGCCAUGAUGCAAGACCAUAUAUUGAGGGAAAUGGAACGAAUACCACAUUGUUACAGCGAGCAUUUGGACCAGAACACUGAGGUGGAAAUAGCUAACCAGAAUGAUCACUUUCGUGGCGGGUACUACGAUAACCGUCCGGCAAUGUACCCAAAUUUUAGAGGAAACCCACAUGUCAUGAAUAGGAAACCAACUCCUGAUCAUAACUUGCUCCAUAGUCGACUUCAAUCUUUAGCCAUCAAUACUCACUUGACAGAAACUCAAAGCCAGACUGAUAGGGAAUCCCAUAACGAUUCAGGAUACAGUACAAAGGUGUAUGGAAGUUCUCAGGGCCCAUCGCCGAGUCUUUCUGGCCACGUGGAGUGCUCAGAUAACCUUUCUGGACAAAGAGUAAACGUUGUACCUAAUGGUAAGAUAGGCGCGCAGUUUGGUGCAUCGAGUUUAGUAUAGUACUUGAUAGAAAUGUUCUUAAAAAAAUUGGUAAAUCGUCUGUGUAUUUAAAAUACUUCAAUCCUUGUUCCAUAAGAGGCGAAACAUUUGCUCCAAUAGAAAUGUCGAUGAAUAUUCUAUAGUCACUAUUCCAAUGAUCCACUAAUCAAUAAUAACUAAUACCUAAGCUACAUAAAAAAUACACAACAUACUUUAUAUUGCUGUGCCUGGAAAUUAAACCCAAAAUUUGGAUAGACGAUUAGAAUUAUUUUGUUUAAUUCCGUUACUAUCAGUAUGCAUGCAUGUAGAGGGCGCCAAUGUCUAUUACCUAUAACGAGCGGGUGGAUGCCCGCGAGUUGCCCGGAUUGGUCGUUCUAUUAUGUUGGUAGUAGUGACGGUAGGUUGUACCAUGACAGUAAAAUUCUAUGUACAUUUGGCGGACUUGACACCGAACAGUGUCCUCUACCAGUCAACCAUUGGGUAAACCGAAAAAUAAGUAGGCGGUGCAUUAUAUAUCCAGAACUUCUACUAAUAAUAGUAAUCAAUAUUUAAAUGUUGGCAGUCGCACGUAUUCACGCAUACUAAUGGCAGCGGAAUUAAACAAAAUAAUUCUAAUCAGUAAUAUGGACUUCCGCAAAUUAACACCUAGUUCACUAUCUGGAAACUGUCACUAAACCUAUCAUUUCACCAAAAUGUGCUAAUUCCAGAAACUCUCUGUGAAGGUUUACCUGUUGGUAUAAAACUACAAAAAUUAAACGAACCAUCUAUAACAUCUUACCAUAAAAAAAUGCGCCUAUUUGUGCCUUCCUUAUCUAAUCACAAUUAACAAAAAAGGAUAGCGAUUAAUACUGUUCAAAUGCGAUAAAUGUUGUUCAAAUAGAAAUAUAGCUUAGUGAUCAAUUAGCGACUUAAAAUACUCAAAAUUUAAUGUAAGUCACAAGCACGUAUACUCACAAUGCAAUAACGGUGUUAAAUAUUGUUAUAUACUCAGGGCCGGAUUAUUCAUUAGGCAGUGUAGGCAACUGCUUAAGGGCCCGCCAUAGACUAGGAACCUCAUGAACCGAUAAUUUUGUUUUCGAAAAGAUUUCAAAACAAAUAAAUCCUCAAUAAAAAUUUUUCUUUAUAUUUUUAUAUUACGUCAUCUUAGUAUAUUUCGUAACGCAUUUCAAGUUAUUAUAUGUACAACAAUAUUUUAGCAGUUUUUUUGCUAGCGACACUUGCAUUGCCUAGAGACCCCAACAUAAUCCGGCUCUGAAUAUACUGCUAAACCAUAUUAUUCUCAAUAAGAAAUCUUAUAAUUUUUGUCACUGUAGUAUCGUAAGAGAUUCCCUUAAAUUCGGCAAUGUCUCCAACUCGACGAUGGGCUUUCUAUAAGCCGUUUCCAAUCAUUUUUACACAGUGUAAUGCAACUUCAUGAUUGGUCUGUUUUCAUGAACGCCCUGCGUCAUCUUUUACGGCCGGUGAUCGGUCGUCCCUCAAAUUGGAGACCGGUAGAGAGCCGAGGUCGCCAGUUCGGGAGCCGAUCACAUAAUUUUUUUUUUGUUGCAGUAUCCGGUCAUAGUACCUUCCUAAUGCUUCUCAAAUAUUGCGUCUAAACUGCGCCCACCAUGUACCCUCUUGUAUAGACAUUCCGUCACCCGUGUCCAAUAACGAGGACGGGAUGCCUUAAAUACUGUACCGCAAAACAUAAAAAAAAACUCAACGAUGGUGAAAUCGAAUUAAAAAUCAUACAUUCCCAAUAAAGAGAGUUUAGUUUAGGGCCGGGAGUUUUCCAUUAUGAAUAACUAAGUUCAUAAUAUUUUAUUAAUACCAACAUAACACUAUAAUACCCCGUCGAUUAAAACAUCAACGAAGACAUUCUUUGACAAUUUAAAAAAAAUCCUAUUUACAAAACUUAAUGGUACAUAAAAUUCCAGACAAAUUAUCAUAUUGAAGACUAGGCAGCAUGGUCUCCGACCUUAGCCUGUUCCACAACGGAACAAACGUACUAAAAAAAAAAAUUUAAUGGUACACUAGUAACAUAUGGUUUAGCGGUAAAAUCGACGCCAUUAAAAAAAAAAAGAGAUAAUAAAUAAAGUACAAAUUUUAACUAGAAAUAUUGAUGCCAUGUAUCACACUAUACCUUUAAUAAAUUAGAUAUAAUAUAUAAAAAGAAAUAAGUUUGUUUGUUGUAAUGUUUGUAAAAAUGUAUGUGUUCUUUAGAUAUAAUUUUUUUAUUUUAUUAAAAUACGUUUUCAAUUUCUAUUUUUGUGUAAAAUAAAUAUUUAUUAUUGAUUUACAUGUAUGUAUGAAAUAGUUUUGUACUGAUUGCCUUAAUUAAAUGCACUUUAAGUGUCACGACUAAACGCUUGGCUUUUUUUUUAUGUAUGUCUAAUUACUUUACUCCAUCGUUAGUUGUAAAAUACGCUUUUAGCGAUAAAGCUGUCUACUGUUAUUUUCUCUACAGAAUUUAUAAAUGUCACUAAUAUUCUAAAUACAGUUUUAAUGCUAUAUGGAUGUCUGAUGCUUAGACGGAAGCCUGAACGAAUUUCAAAAAAAUUUGAUAAACGAGUAUGUUAACACUUAACAUAUAGGAUACUUUAUAUACUAAUUCACAAGGGAACGAUAUAUAAAUGAAUA
This is a messenger RNA of Galleria mellonella (greater wax moth), 6408 nucleotides long. RefSeq lists its product as uncharacterized. NCBI's taxonomy places the organism in Eukaryota, Metazoa, Arthropoda, Insecta, Lepidoptera, Pyralidae. The record is from RefSeq and is a predicted model, not a curated record. The coding region runs from base 658 to 3810 and encodes 1050 amino acids. Gene Ontology annotation, molecular function: protein binding. The transcript is spliced from 6 exons.